UGUAAAUCAGUGCACAGAAGUGCGGCGACCAUGUCCUGGUCACUGCCCAUUUGAAUCAAUUUUCCUAUAUGAAAACGGUUUAAUGGUAAUUUGAGUCGAUGGAGAUGGACGCGUCUUCCGGCACAUCCAACGACUCUCAAUCGGACAGUUUCACUCAACAAUCGACCAACAUGAACUACUACACGGAUAAUUUGUUUUUCGCCACCAACGGCAAGCUGGACGGCUAUUUUUCGAAUGAAAAGUUUCGAAAAAAUUGCGAUACGCGACGUUUCAAUCAUCAAUACAGCUCAAUCAACAGUGGAAAACCGACAAACGGCAGUGGAAAGUGUGCGGAAGAAAAACGGGUGACAAUGUUCAACGAGAGCUUCAAAAAAAUCACGGGCGAAAGUGCAAAAUGUGCUGCGGACAUUUUCAGCUGCGGCACCCAAAAUAAGGGAAAACUCGCGGAAAGUGUUGUGCUAAAAGUGGAUACUUUUGGAAAGAAAGCCGUUAGUUUCUCUCCGGAUCAGGUGCAAUGCAUGUGCGAAGCCCUGCAACAACGGGGCGAUUUGGAUCGAUUGGCCACCUUCCUCUGGUACCUUCCCGAAACCGACACGCUCCAGAAAAACGAGAGUAUUUUGCGCGCCCGAGCAGCAGUGGCGUUCCAUCGGGGGUUCUACCAUGAACUGUACGCAAUUUUGGAAAAUCACAGUUUCCACCCACGAUGGCACACCGAGCUGCAAACCUUGUGGUUCAAGUCGCACUACAAGGAGGCGGAAAAAGUACGCGGACGUCCUCUGGGGGCUGUCGAUAAGUAUCGGUUACGCAAAAAGUACCCGCUGCCCAAAACGAUCUGGGAUGGCGAGGAAACUGUGUAUUGUUUUAAAGAGCGCAGCCGGAACGCUUUGAAGGAGUGCUAUGCUAGAAACAGAUAUCCUACCCCCGAUGAGAAAAAGGCGCUUUCCAAGCGAACAGGGCUCACCCUAACACAAGUUUCGAACUGGUUCAAAAACCGACGGCAAAGAGAUCGAACGCCGCAAUCCAGACCAGACAUUAUUUUGGGAAACAUGAGCCUGUCCCAAGGGGGUUUGGGCAAUCAUCAUCAAAACAAUCUGGAUAUGGUGGCUUUCCAGGCCGCCUCAAAACUCUUUGAUCCAAAUGGGUCGGUUACAACGGGCUGUUAUGGUGACUACCAAGUUUAGGACGCUAUUCUAGAUAACUUUGUACAUUCUGUAUAUAAAGCCAGUUGAUAAUAGAAGGUUUGAAUAGUC
Molecule: messenger RNA, 1250 nt
Organism: Dendroctonus ponderosae (mountain pine beetle)
Lineage: Eukaryota; Metazoa; Arthropoda; Insecta; Coleoptera; Curculionidae
Product: homeobox protein ceh-33
Exons: 5
Coding region: 99-1181 (360 amino acids)
Biological process (GO): regulation of transcription by RNA polymerase II
Cellular component (GO): nucleus; transcription regulator complex
Molecular function (GO): RNA polymerase II cis-regulatory region sequence-specific DNA binding; DNA-binding transcription factor activity, RNA polymerase II-specific
Source: RefSeq, a predicted model, not a curated record